Phaeodactylum tricornutum CCAP 1055/1 is the source of this 1091-nucleotide messenger RNA. RefSeq lists its product with no specific name. The record is from RefSeq and is a predicted model, not a curated record. Bases 3 to 1091 code for a protein of 362 amino acids. The transcript has 3 exons. NCBI's taxonomy places the organism in Eukaryota, Bacillariophyta, Bacillariophyceae, Surirellales, Neidiaceae.
CAAUGAAGCGCAUUUACAUUCCCAAGAGAGAAAGCAAAUGCUCAGCGUCGUUGAAAACAGUGUUGACCGCCGUGAUGGCCUUUCUUUUUGGCUGUGUUGUCACGGCAUCGCUUGUUCUGAACCUAAAGGUGACUUCUCUCGAUCCUCAUCAAUCGCACGCAUUAAUAAAUCGGGCAUCAACACCAAAGUUGGCGACACAUCGAAAAACAGAGCUAGAACGGGCAAUUACCCUGUCACUGAACAACACGGGUUCCGAUGUUACAGCAGGCUCAGCGCAUGGCGGGUUGCUGCAUAAUACUAGGAUUCUGGUGGUGAUCGUGGCCUUCGAUUUUUCGCAAAUUCCGCAUCUGGAAGAAGUUCUGGACGGAUAUCACGACAUUGCCGUCGCAGGAGCUACGGUCGAUGUAAUUGUACAUGCUACAGUUCCCUACCCAUGUACCAGUGGAGACGAGGACGGAAACACCGGCAACUUUACCAUAACAAUUGUGCUCAAACCCAAGUCGCUGCGAUUGCAUUUGGUGGAUGAGCAUCGUACAGUAUUUUAUGAAAAGAUCGACGACUACGAUCUCUUCAUCUACACCGAAGAUGAUAUAAGGGUGACUCCCACAACUGUUGACACCUAUUUGUAUGAAACUCUAAAGAUUCAACGUAUCGUGGAGCAGAACCCCAAGCCCGCGUACGCGGCUUCGGACUUUAAUGUUGGUAUUGUGCGUUACGAGUACAACUAUCCCCCCAAUGUACUUAUGGACGAUAAGACGCGACACGCCACACAGAACGUCACCCGCGUUUACUGGGAACAUUCCGGUUUCCAACGCCCAGUAGUCCCCAAUGCCGCCAUGUCUGUUCCUCAGGACAUAUUGACUGUACACGGUUACAUUACCAUGACGAAUCAUCAUCAAGGCAUGUUUAUGGCAACGCGCGCCCUAUUGAAAGCUUGGAGCGAACGAGAACACUGUGCUUUCGAUCGAAUACGCGACCGCCCUGGUAAAGGGUCCCAACCGACCGAGGGAACCCAGCGAGUUUGGAUGAGUUCCCAAAUGCUGUAUGGCCGGAGGCACUGCAACGUCUUCAAACGGGAAUAUCAGCAGUAA